Suillus subaureus is the source of this 1084-nucleotide messenger RNA. Its product is annotated as TPR-like protein. Gene Ontology annotation, cellular component: EMC complex. The transcript has 6 exons. NCBI's taxonomy places the organism in Eukaryota, Fungi, Basidiomycota, Agaricomycetes, Boletales, Suillaceae. Gene Ontology annotation, biological process: protein folding in endoplasmic reticulum. The coding region runs from base 1 to 918 and encodes 305 amino acids. The record is from RefSeq and is a predicted model, not a curated record. Gene Ontology annotation, molecular function: protein binding.
AUGAGUUUACAGUCAGCCUUGGAACGGUUAGCUACGUACCGUGCCAAUAACACGCGUACUUCGCAAGAUAUAUUCCGCAAUGGACUUCUAGUGCUUCAAAAAGGCAGUUUCAAAAAGUUGGGAGACGAUGGCAAGCCAUUUCGCUGGACAUCCUUAGAACAAUUGGCAUUGGCCUCAGUAGAUGUCGGACGACUCGACAUAGCAGACCAAUGCCUCCAGCUCAUUGCCGACAAAUUCCCCAACUCCCCACGCGUCGACUGUCUCGUAGGUAUCCGAAUGGAAGCCACAGAGCCUCCAGAAACAGCCCUUAAAUACUACGCUGAUAUACUUGAAGCCGACUCUGCCAAUGUCGCGAUUUGGAAGCGGCGAAUAUCGGUCCUGAGGAGAACAGGAAAGGUCGAAAAGGCUGUGAAUGAACUCCUGCAAUUACUGGACACGUUCUAUACGGACGUCGAAGGGUGGCUAGAACUCGCAGAUAUUUAUGCCUCGUGUAACCAAUAUGAUCACUCCUUCCAGGCGCUCUCACAUGUUCUGCUCCUAACACCCCAGAACCCCUUCUACGUUCUCCAAGCCGCUGAAACAGCCUACACCUCUGAAGACUUUUUCCUCGCCAUCAAGAUGUUCCUCACUGUCGUCGACAUGACCGACGCUGAUGAUUCAGAACAGCUUUUACAAGAAUCCACGCCUCUCGGGAUCACUGUGCGAGCGUGGUUUGGCGUGAAACUCUGUGCUCGUCGGAUAGCACAAAAUGCGAACAUGAAGUCUUUGUCGAAUACUAGUGCACCGAAGAACCUGGAGUUACUAGAUGAGCUAGCCACGGAGCGUCUUCGAGUUGCGUACUCAAGUUCGGGUCAGAAGGGUGAGAUUGCGAAAGGGAGACAGGAGGUUUUCGCUUGGGUCGCGACUCCCCUUGCAUAGGCAUGAAGUUUAUCUAUUUUUUCUUCUUGAGCUACGUCCAGUCCGAUCUCGUUUGCAUUAUUGAUGUUCACUUAGAUGUGAUCAAGGAAAGGGAUAGUCAUCAAUGUACUAGACGAACGCUGGAGGUAACUACUAUGACGAGACUGAACGAGAGGUUUUGGGCGAG